UUAUAGUUCGAGAAGGUACUGAUUUACUGUAGCUAUGGUGUUGGCCAAGUUUUACGUCACUUUAGAUAAAGAUAACUGCGUGUUUUUUCCUGGUCAAGAAAUUACAGGAAGUGUUCAUGUAUGGAACGACAAACCCAAACAUGUGAAUGGUAUUUACGUCGAUUGCCGUGGAUCAGCUCAAGUUUCAUUUACCAGGACAGAGCAACAAAUGAAUACGAUUUAUCGAAAUGGACGUUCACACAACGAAGUUAAAAAUAUUACGACCCACUACCAAUCCAGCGAAAAUUACUUCCGUCAACGGAUCACCAUCAACGCUGGAGGAAGUGAUCGUACGUUGGGUAAAGGGAAACAUCAAUUUCCAUUUUCAUUGAUACUGCCGCAUCAAAUUCCGUCCUCAUUUGAAGGAGUUCAUGGCAACGUCCGUUACACCAUUCGAGCUGUUUAUGAACGACGUAGAAAGUGGAAUCACGAAUGCAAGAUUCCUAUAACUGUGAAUUCCAUAAUGGACCUUAAUCAGAUUCCUGAAUCUAGCGUACCAGUGCAAGCGUCCGGUUAUAAGACUCUGGGAAUUCUUUGUUGCAAAUCCAACCCGAUAACUGCUAAAUUUUGGCUGGAUCGUUGCGGUUAUGUACCGGGAGAAUCAAUCAUCUUCAACGCCGAAGUUGAAAACUUGAGCAGAAAGGCUAUGCGUGGCACAAAAGUUCAGAUCAUAGAGAAAACUAGUUAUCACGCAACGCGUGCAACCGAAUUCCAUGAACGCGUUAUUAACGAAUCAAUAAGAGGAAAAUUCAAAGAUUUUCAGGCAUGGGAAAAUUAUGCCAUCAUUGUUCCUCCUAUCGUCUCUUCAAAUCUUCAGUUUUGCAAAAUUAUUGACGUGUCCUACAGCAUCAUGUUUGCUGUAGAUCCUGGUGCAUUUUCCUUCAACCUGAAGAUUUUCCACAACCUUCUCAUCGGUAAUGUUCCUCUACGCAGCUCAUUCGCUAAUUUUCAGCAGAGAAUCGCACACCCAAACUCGCAAACCCAGACCGAGAAUUCUACGAGCAUAACGAAUCCAUCGGGACGUGAAAUAGCUUCCCCGAUUUCAAACGACUAUCCAGAUCUUCCACCUCCGAGUUAUGAAGAAUGCAUGUUUGGUGGAAACUUAAGAGAAACCGACGAUUCUGAACAUGUCGUCUAUGGAGUCGGAGAUUCCUAUAAGCCUCGUUAUUUGACUUACGGAUAGUUGGUAUUAAAUUGUAAUCCUGAUGCGCUAAUAAUCUGAAUUCGUCUGAAUUAAUCUUGUAGUUAAUCACAGCACAAUCUUUUUGGAAGUUAUAUUUGUAUUAACUAUUAUUUUUAAAUAAUAGGUAGUAGAAAUAAUGAAUUCAUUUGUUAGACAUCUAAUAAUUGCGAACUACACGUAAAAAAGAAUAUUUGUAAUUACAUGAAUACAUCUUAUGUAGGCUAUAGGUUAUCCAAUAAAAAUUAAAAAGACGG
This is a messenger RNA of Daphnia pulicaria, 1476 nucleotides long. RefSeq names its product arrestin domain-containing protein 17-like. The transcript is spliced from 8 exons. Lineage: Eukaryota; Metazoa; Arthropoda; Branchiopoda; Diplostraca; Daphniidae. The coding region runs from base 35 to 1222 and encodes 395 amino acids. Gene Ontology annotation, cellular component: cytoplasm. Gene Ontology annotation, biological process: protein transport. The record is from RefSeq and is a predicted model, not a curated record.